AUGCAAACAUAUUCAUAUUUUAAUGAAAGUAUUUCGCACAAUAUCUCAUACAAUGGACAUUUAUUACAUUCAGUCUAUCAUUAUCCUCUAGAAAAUAUUCAACUUAUAGAAGAUUUUGAAAAACGUUACCAAUUAUCAUACAAAAUAGACGAUGAACUUGAUUUACAUCAAUUCGAACUGAUAAUGACACUUGGACAAGGAUCAUUUGGUCGAGUUUUAUUAGUUGUACUUGAACAAAACAAAUUUGAAUAUGCUCUCAAAGUUUUAGAUAAAUCAAAAAUUGUUAAAUAUAAUCAAAUAAAACAUGUUCAAAAUGAAAUACGUAUUCUUAAUGCUAUUAGGCAUCCGAAUAGUAUCCUAAUGCAUUCUUUAUUUAAAGAUAAUUCAUAUAUUUAUGUUCUUAUGGAAUAUGUUCGCGGUGGUGAUUUAUUUGGUUAUAUUAAUAAAUUAAAAGUAUUUCAAGAACAUAUAACUUCAUUUUUUGCGGCUCAAAUUGUUCUUCUUGCUGAUUUUGGUUUCGCUAAACGGAUUCAACAAAGAACAUAUACACUUUGUGGUACACCAGAUUAUUUCAGUCCAGAAAUUCUUCAAUCCAAAGGUUUUUCAAUAAAUAUUAUUUUUGAAAAAAGUAUUGUAGAACAUUUCAAGGUUUUGAUUUAUGAAAUGAAUACGGGUAAUCCACCAUUUAAAGGUCAAUCUGAAAUGAUUCUAUUUGAAGCAAUCUGUCGAAAAAAACCACCAUUACGAACUAACUUUUCAUUAAAUUUUAAAAAGAUUAUACUUGGUUUACUUCAAAAAGAUCCAACUAAACGAUUAGGUUCAAGUUCAAAAGGAUCAAUAGAAAUUAAAGAACAUUCGUGGUUUUCUAAAAUAAAUUUUGAAGCAAUUUAUACACAACAAAUACCAUCACCAUUUUCUAAAUAUAUAAUCACUAAAUCAUUAAUAGAUUAUCGUCAAGAAUCCAUAACACGAAAUGAAAAACCAUUGAUUAUUGCUGAGCAUGAUGACUAUAAAGAACAUUUCAAGGAUUUUUAG
Rotaria sp. Silwood1 is the source of this 1035-nucleotide messenger RNA. The record is from the annotation of a GenBank genome assembly. Lineage: Eukaryota; Metazoa; Rotifera; Eurotatoria; Philodinida; Philodinidae.